This is a messenger RNA of Impatiens glandulifera, 720 nucleotides long. Its product is annotated as CBS domain-containing protein CBSX3, mitochondrial-like. NCBI's taxonomy places the organism in Eukaryota, Viridiplantae, Streptophyta, Magnoliopsida, Ericales, Balsaminaceae. The record is from RefSeq and is a predicted model, not a curated record. Bases 91 to 720 code for a protein of 209 amino acids. The transcript has 5 exons.
UAUGAAUGAAUGUCUUCUCCAUAAAGUCCAAACACAGUUCGUAUUUAUUUCUUGAUUUGUCGUUGUUUGGAUAUCUAAUACGGGUGCAAAAUGCAAGCAAUUUCACAGGCAAUAAGAUCGUGCAAAGAGAUGCUUAGAUUUGGAGUUGUAUCACAUUCUAUCUCUAAAGAUUCAACUCAGCCGUUGAAGAAAGUGUUGUCAAGAUGGGGAUGUGUUACUUCCGAUAAGACCAUCACAGAGAACGGGAGAGGGUUAGACAAUACAACGGUGAAAGAAGUACUAAUGACAAAGGGAGAUGGCAAAGUCAGCUCCUGGUUAUGGUGCAGAACCAAUGACAGUGUCUAUGAUGCUAUGAAGCAAAUGGCACAUAACGAUGUCGGAUCUUUGGUGGUGCUGAAACCAGGAGAAGAAGAAUUGCUUGCUGGGAUUGUAACCGAAAGAGAUUAUCUGAAGAAGAUAAUAGAACAAGAUAGGCAACCCAAGUACACAAAAGUUGGAGAAAUCAUGACUGAUCAGAACAAGCUGAUAACAGUGGCAUCGGAUACAAAGAUUCUUCAAGCAAUGCAGAUAAUGACGGACAAUCACAUACGGCAUGUUCCAGUUGUAGAUGGAAAGAUAAUCGGAAUGAUUUCCAUAGUAGACGUUGUUAGAGCUGUGGUGGAGCAGCAAAAAGGAGAAGUGAAGCAACUUAAAGACUUCAUCAAGGGAGAAUACUACUAA